Molecule: messenger RNA, 147 nt
Organism: Fonsecaea erecta
Lineage: Eukaryota; Fungi; Ascomycota; Eurotiomycetes; Chaetothyriales; Herpotrichiellaceae
Exons: 2
Coding region: 1-147 (48 amino acids)
Source: RefSeq, a predicted model, not a curated record
AUGCAGUCGCCCCGCCUACUAGACGACUAUAACCGCGUCGAAACCGUCCCUAACGAUUACGAUAUAGUCCACCUCCGCGUCCUAUCCGUAACCGAGGGCGAUAGUCGCGAGGAGAGUAGCGAUAUCGGCCGCGAUAAAGUCACUUAA